This is a messenger RNA of Entelurus aequoreus (snake pipefish), 2532 nucleotides long. RefSeq names its product UTP4 small subunit processome component (gene utp4). The record is from RefSeq and is a predicted model, not a curated record. Gene Ontology annotation, cellular component: t-UTP complex; small-subunit processome; 90S preribosome. Gene Ontology annotation, molecular function: RNA binding; protein binding. Bases 320 to 2377 code for a protein of 685 amino acids. The transcript is spliced from 16 exons. Lineage: Eukaryota; Metazoa; Chordata; Actinopteri; Syngnathiformes; Syngnathidae. Gene Ontology annotation, biological process: maturation of SSU-rRNA from tricistronic rRNA transcript (SSU-rRNA, 5.8S rRNA, LSU-rRNA).
CGCAGUACGAGCUGUUUCCUGAGGAUCAUCUCCGGGUCAUAGGUCUACAACAUGGCUGCCAGUGUUUUCCAGCGUGUUUCACGCAUGUGAACGGCGUAUAAGCUUGAGUUUAACUUAAUAAUAACAUUGCGUGUGUAAAGAGGAAGGGCGUCUUUUCGCCUUAUUUUUAUACUUAUUCGUUGUCCAAAAUAGCAUGCGCUGCAUUUGAUAAUUGAGGUGUUUUACUCGAUAGCGCAUAGCAGCGUGUCGUAGUAUUUGUUGGACACUAACACUCGUGUCGACAACCCACUUGUGCGUGUUUUCUCCCCCGUUGGACAAAAUGGGCGAGUUUACCGUGCACCGGGUUCGAUUUUUUGACUACAUGCCCAGCGCUUUGAGAGCCAUGGCGUACAACCACCGCUCCGAGCGACUGGCUGUUGCCCGGACGGACAGUAGUGUGGAGAUCUUCAACUUCUCUGACAACUACUACCAAGAAAAGGUGAUUCCAGGACGGGAAGGUGGUAGCAUUGAGGCUUUGUGCUGGGUUGGGCUGCGCCUCUUCAGCGCUGGCUUGAGCGGAGAGAUCAUAGAGUAUGACUUGGAGAACUUGCAGCCCAAGUACACAGUGGAUGCCUAUGGCGGACCAAUCUGGGCAAUCAGUAGCGACAACAAGGAAACAAAGUUAGCGGUUGGGUGUGAAGAUGGGACGGUGAAGAUAUUUGAAAUACUGAAGGACAGGAUUCAGUUUCAAAGGAACUUUGAAAGGCAAAAAAGUCGUAUAAUGAGUCUUUCUUGGCACCACUCUGGCACACGUGUGGCUGCUGGCACAAUGAACAUGAUCAGAAUAUUUGAUGCUGAAACAGGUCACAGCGCACACAGAAUGCUGGUAGAAAGAGGUGUUGGGGCACCCAGGAAAAGCGAGGUGGUGGUUUGGGCUAUUAUCUUCUUAUCUAACCAAACCAUCAUCAGUGGUGAUUCUGCAGGAAAAGUCCAGAUGUGGGAUGGAAUCACAGGAACACUUGUCCAAACUCACCUAAUCACCAAGUUUGAUGUUCUUGCUCUUUCUGUAAGCCAGGAUGAGAGCAGUCUCAUCGCUGGGACGUCCGAGGGCACUGUGGUACAGUUCCAGUUUCUCUCCAGCAUCGCCGAUCAGCAGAACAAGGACUGGGUCCGAACUAGGACCUUUAAAAACCAUUCACAUGAUGUGAGGGCGCUGGCCCAUACUGACACUGCUGUUGUUUCUGGAGGUAUGGAUACACAGUUGGUAGUACGACCGCUGCUGGACAGAGUGGAGAAGAACACCAAAGAGUCAGCCCUUCAUAAAAUAUUGUUCCCACAUAGGAGUCUGGUGUGUUGUGCAAAGAAGUCGGGGCUUCUCCUCUUCCAGUUCCCAGAUCAUCUCGAGCUGUGGAGAUUAGGGGAGAGCGAAGGGCACGGGAAGCCAGGUGACAGUUUACCUUUGAAGAAAAAGCCAGAGAAACUUAUUCAUCUGAAGAGGAAGGGAGAAGAUAAUAUCUGGUGCAGUGCUCUGUCUCCCUGUGGAGAAUGGCUCGCAUUCUCCACCAUCUCCAGUGUUCGUCUCUAUAGGCUCCAGAUCCACAACGACGACAUCUGCAUGUCAAAGGUGUCUAAACUGCCCAAGAUCCUUCACAAUGCCCAGCAGCUCUGCUUUUCCUCGGACUCCUCCAAACUGUUUGCAUCCUGCAGCCACUCAUCAGUCAUUGUUGUUUCUCUCAGCCAAUCUGAGUGCAAAUAUGUUCAUACCCUCAAACCUAAGUCAGGCUCCAGACAACCAGUCCACCUGUUGUAUGCCAGUGACGAUGGAAAAUGGCUCGCGGCUGCCAACACAGGGGGUGAAGUGCACGUCUACAACCUUGAAAAGAUGAAGUGCCACUGCAAAGUGCCAGUGUACAGCUCCUGUCCCACCGCCAUGGCCAUCCACCCAGUCAGCCAGAACCUCGUCAUGGUGCACGCUGAUCAGCAGAUAUUUGAGUUCUCUCUAGAGCAAAAAGAGUACACUAGGUGGAGCCGCAAUCUGCAGAAACAUGGGUUGCACCCUCACUGGUUGAAGAGAGACACACCAGUCACCCACGUCGCCUUCAACCCUAAGAACCCGGCUCACAUCCUGCUACAUGACAUGUUUAUGUUCUGCAUCAUAGAUCAGAGUCAGCCCCUCCCUGACCCACAAUCUCAGCUCUCCAAUCAAAUGACACUUAAAAGUGUACCGGAGUGUGAGAGAAUCAAACACAGUCACGCAUUCAAGAUUUGCAAGACCUUUCAGCCACUCAUGUGUGCGACUCUCUUGGAUGAUCAGUCCCUGGUCGUAGUGGAACGUCCUCUUGAGGAAAUCCUGACUCAGCUACCUGCACCUGUACGACAGAAGAAGUUUGCCACAUAAGAUAAACAAACUCUCGGCAUGUCAGCCCUGAUGACAGAUUUCAGCAAAGGAGAGUUUAGUCAAUUGCGUAAUAGCUGGAGGUGGACCACGUCAUAACAUAUCUCUUUGUGGCCGCUAUGUAAAGACUGUUUUGAUAAAUAAAACAAAUAUUUACA